Molecule: messenger RNA, 3982 nt
Organism: Hyalella azteca
Lineage: Eukaryota; Metazoa; Arthropoda; Malacostraca; Amphipoda; Hyalellidae
Product: cell division control protein 42 homolog
Exons: 4
Coding region: 256-822 (188 amino acids)
Biological process (GO): small GTPase-mediated signal transduction
Molecular function (GO): GTPase activity; GTP binding
Source: RefSeq, a predicted model, not a curated record
AUUUUAUUGUUGGUAAUUUUCAAAUUUCUUCGAUUUUUCUCUUCAAAUCUCUAUAUAGAGUAUAUGCUGAUAUAGCAUAAUUGAAGUUCUCACUUUUACUAUGCCUAAUGGAUUGUUAGCUAAGGUAACAGUGUAGAAAAUACCACGUGCCUCAACAGUUUUCUUAAAUAAUUUAUUCACCAUCUUGAUUCAUUCGUGCUGACUUAUCUACAACAAUCGAUAGUAUUUCUGAACCUGCGCCCCGGCUUCACCACCAUGAACAGGAAGACUAUAUGUCCAGCCACAGGCAAAGACAUGAAGGUAACCGUCGUGGGUGACGGCACCGUUGGCAAGACGUGUCUCCUCGUCACCCACAUCAAAGGCGUCUUUCCAGAGGAGUACGUGCCAACUGUAUUCGAGAACUACAAGCACGAACAGGUCAUCGGCGACACGACCUACGUCAUGACUCUCUGGGACACCGCUGGCCAAGAGGAGUACGAGAAGUUACGGCCUCUAUCAUAUCCUCUGACUAGCGUGUUCAUAUUGUGCUUCAGUCUAAAUACAAUGUCCAGCUUCGAGAACCUUUCUAAGAAAUGGAUACCUGAACUGAGAGCGCACAGCGACAAGAUUCCUAUUCUUCUUGUUGGCACCAAGAAGGACUGCCGAGGAACUGACGGUCUAAGUCCUAAACUGGGCGAGAAUUUGUGUCGCAAGAAAGGCCUGCUGCAGUACCUGGAGUGUUCCUCGCUCACCCAGGAAGGCCUCAAAGAAGUGUUCGAAGCGGCGGCUCUUGCCGCUGCCGGCGAGUUCAAAAAGAGCUCAAAAACUUGCAGUAUUUUGUAGUCUUUAUAAUUCAAUACCAUGGCAGUAAUUGCUUCCUCCAGUGGCGUUUCGUGUAACAGCAAUUUUUUAUGGUAUCUGCGGAAGAUUUACUUUUGGUUCGUAUUCUUGGCAUUUGUUCUUGGUAUUGAGGCGUGGUCCGAGGAGUGACUGUUUAAGUGUCUCUCAACAAGCAAGCGGUGAUGCAAUUUUGGCAUCGCCGCAACCGUUGAUGUGGCGUCGUUGUUGAAGUUGUUCUUUCGUCGGUAAUUGAACGGAUGGCUACUGCGUUUUUUUAGCAAUUGUUGCUGCAGCCUAUCCGAGCUUGGAACUGAUAGAUUUGGUGGUAUGUUUCUUUCUAAACAUCAGAGUCCAAACUGCACAAAGACAUUUCGAAGUCUUAUUGCUAUAUCAACGUCUCACGCAAACUAUAGCUGCCCUUACUGUUAGUUUUGGAAAAGCUUAUUCUGAGUCGGUAUAUCGUUCCUGUUGUAAAUAUUCUAAUAUUUUUGAGAGAAAGUUGCUUAGAUUAGGAUUAACUUGCGGUGUGAUUUAACUUCAGUUCCUCGAAAACAACACGCAUGCUUACUUCAUAAAAUUUUCCCCGUGAUUGUUCCCAGUUGUAGUCUUCCUAUCUGGCUGUGCUGCGAAUGGUAUGCACCAUAAAUAUAAAAAUAUUUAUAGUUGUCACAUGUAUGCAUCUCAUGUACAGAUCUUGUUGUGAUCGUAAAAGAUAUAUUGAAGUCAAGCAUCGCUGAUUUCUACCUUCGACCUUCAUUAACUGGGCUGUUUUGAAUUGAGUCCAGUUGCUGGAUGGAAAUCGUGAAUCUGUUCAGAAUUGUAUACGUAAUUGAUGCAUAGAUUUUCAAGUGCAGACUUCUGCAAUUUUACUUGAACUUUCACUAUAAAUUAAGUGGAUGAGAAACGCACUCAAUAUCUCGAUAUCCUUGUGUUGUGCAAACAACACAAAUCGGUGCCUUCUGUCGUUUCUUUCUGUGAAUAUGUGCUUGUAUUAGUGUAUUUGAAAGCUGUUUUAUUUAAUGAAGUACCAUGUAUAUUUGCUCGGUGCAAUGCGGACCAUCUUUAAAUUACUGUGUAUAAAUGUUUAUGCUGAAUUCUCUAUUAUAAGUGUUUGUCGACUGCCGGUGUCUUAGUAUUCUAGUGAAUAGUCUCCUCGUCUUGUACUACUCGUUAUGUUUUUCAUGCAUGAAACCUGCGUCAACGAUCGUAGCGUCAAAUGCCGAGUUGUGAUCUAUGUACAUAUAUGGACAAUCAACAGGAAAUGUUAGGGUUUUUGUCUCAAUUUACUGCCAAACUACAGCAAAAAUUUGGCACAAACGUCAUUCCAUAUGUUCUCAGCAAGUAUCUUUUGCUUUGAAUGAGCCAUUGAUACCGUAGACAUUCUGAUCCGAUUUAGCCUUGGCCACACUAGAAUGAUCGUCAAUACACAUUUUCAUGCCUUAGCUCCGAUUGCUGUCCUCAAAUCAAGUCAUGAAUUAGUUUCUUGGUAAAUUUUGUAUAAUCGUUCACAUCUUGUUUAUUUCAGGUUGUGAAGCAAUGCAAGAUUUAUUCGCAGCGAUUCCCGAGUUUCGUGUCACCUAAAUCAUUCUAUUCACUGUUCACCUUUGGUACCGUUCAUUUGGCGACCAUCGGAAGAACAUUUUCUUCGUUUUACCCGCCCUUUUUGUUUUAAUCGGCCAUGUAGGUAAUUUACGAAAGCAGAGUUCCAAUGAUCGGUUUACAAUAAGUAAUAUAGCUGAAAAAAUCCUCUUUAUUCUGUCAUGGCGGACCGAAACCUAUUGUUAAUUUAGUCUAUUCAAUUAUCACGUGUGCCAAACUAGACUGGGAUAAUCGCAGGGUUUGUUUCUGUUUUAUUCUCGCUUCUAAGUGGAUUUCAAUGCCGUAUUUAUAAGUAAUUGAUGAUGUGUCUGGAGAAUCAUAUUGCAUUGAUUUUUAUUCAAUGUGUAAAUAUUAUAUUUACUUCUCUACUAAGCAACAGUUUUUUCCCUUAACGAAUAUUUACUGUUGGUUACACUUCCGUAUUCAUUUCCAUACGAGAACGUUAGUCUGUCAAGUUAAUUUCUAUAUCGAAUGUAGAUAUUCGGUCUUGUUUGAAAUCCGAAUAGUUACUAAUUUUAAAGAAAACGUCAUGUUCUUUACAAUUUUUAUUCCUAUUUCAAAUUAUCAAUGUUAUACUUAUUUGAAAUAAACUUUUCCUGUCAAUUAAAAGAGUGAACUUUUACUCCGCUCCUUUGUUUAAAUUUGAUUUCAUAAAAAUAUUUUCCUGCAUACUCUUUCAUUGUCCGAUUAGCUCACAUUAAAAUGAGGUAAUAACGAAAGAACAGUCCACUUCAAACAAGAUCCCAUACCCAGACGUUAUUUUAUUUGACUCACUACUCGUAGGCCUCUCCAGAACCGAGGGGCCAUGAAUUCAACUUUAGGUGCAGAUAGGAAGAUCUUUUUCGACUGAUUUUCAAUAAUUCGUAAAGUCACAAAUUUUUUUGAAUUGGUCUAAAGAAACCUUAUGUGUUUUUUUUAUUAAAGAAACGUAGCCCAAUAUGGAACCAAUCAUUUAUGUUUUUUAUAAUAUCUUUAAAAUAGUACAUUUUUAGUGUAAACAUCCUUUAUUCAUUAUUACAGCAUUAUUGUUAGUCCUACUAUAUUAAUAACUGCAAUAUUCCAAAUUGAAUUGAGGCAACACACAAUUAGGAUGUUACUAAACAAGAUUCUAUAUUCAAACCUAUUACGGAUGGUCUUGAUAAGCUCCUGAAGAAUGCUGUACUUUCAAUAAAAUUGUGUAACUGAUAAAAUAAGUGUUCAGGAUUUUUUAUUUUUGCAUGUAUAUACUCAUGGAAAGGUAAAGAACAACUACAGCCUUUUGCAACUGCAAUUAAAUAUAUCCAGGAUACACAUUAGCCAAUCGCGUGUUAGCGUCAUUUGUUAGCUACGUCGUGGGGUGAACAUCAGCUAAGGGGGUAAGAUGCUAAGUUCCACUAGAAUUCAAUAACGUAAUGAAACAUUUCAGUAUAACUGUCAUAACUAAAUACUAUAUGUGUUUUCUAUAUUCUUUUUAUAUUGUUACUCCAUUAUGCUCAUGUCAUGCUUGUAUUCUAAAGACCUAUACCACCCUCAGGUGUUGGUCGUGCCGUCAUUCUCCAACCCAUCAAUAAACAUUCUAAACCUU